UGCGUGGUAAUGCUCGCCACCGAACCAGGAUGCUCGUGCUCUCUCAGCGCUGGAACGCGCGCCGCUGAUGUUGCGGAUUUGACGGGUCGGCCGCCCGCCGGGACAGCGACCGGAGGAGGACCGGAAAUUAGGAAAUAAUGAACAACAAAUUUGACGCUCUAAAAGAUGACGACAGUGGAGAUCAUGAUCAGGACAACGGUUCACCGAAAGAUGGCGAGAAGGAAAAGAAUGAGGAUGAGGAUAAGGACCAAAACACUACCAAGAGGAAGGCUGUGGUUCCUGGGGCAGGUGAACACCCUCUUCAAUACAACUACACAUUCUGGUAUUCUCGGCGAACCCCAGGCAGACCAGCCAGUACACAGAGCUAUGAACAGAACAUCAAACAGAUUGGCAGCUUUGCUUCGGUGGAGCAAUUUUGGAGGUUUUACAGUCACAUGAUCAGACCCGGUGAUCUGACUGGCCACAGCGACUUCCACCUGUUUAAGGAGGGAAUCAAGCCCAUGUGGGAGGACGAUGCUAAUAAAAGUGGAGGGAAGUGGAUAAUUCGUCUGCGGAAGGGUCUGGCCUCACGCUGCUGGGAGAAUCUAAUCUUGGCCAUUUUGGGUGAGCAGUUCAUGGUUGGUGAGGAGAUCUGCGGCGCUGUUGUCUCUGUUCGCUUCCAGGAGGAUAUCAUAUCUAUCUGGAACAAAACAGCAAGUGAUCAGGCCACUACCGCUCGCAUCAGAGACACACUUCGGCGAGUCCUCAACCUGCCACCAAACACCAUCAUGGAGUACAAGACACACACUGACAGCAUCAAGGCUUGGGAGGAUUUCCAUGGACUGGUGAAUGCUAGUGGUGGCCGCUAGGUCUUACUCAUAAAGUGAACAAUGCCAGGGGUCUAGUUACCUUCAGUGCGGAUGAAGAGGACUCAUCUUGGUCAUUUGACUCACUUAUUUAUGAAUUAACAUUGUUUCGAAAAGAAAACAAAAAGGGGUGUUGACUACUGGAAAGCCCAUUUUCCUGGUCGAAAUAUCUGAUCGGCUAAAAUGCCAGUGAGAAUGGGAGAGGAGUAAAAUGACGAGUAACAAAAGUUUUUGAAUAGUUAUUAAAAUUUGUAAAAGCUGGUACAGAAGCAAGUCUCAAACAAGGUGGCUACUGUGGUCCUGAUAAAGGCUGAACAACAAACAAUCAAAUGAUGCUGCGCUGUUGUAUAAAAUGUCUAAUUGACCUCAGCUAGCCUGUUAUUCAGCUUCAAAUAACUUACCCUUCUUAGAAAACAAGUACUUUUAUUUUAUAUUGUCAUAAACAGGGUUACAUUUUAUUAUAGUGCAGUAUUUUAAUUUCAGUGUUAAAGAAGUGUUUUUUUCCAAAUUGUAAGAAACAUAAAUAUAUAUAUAUAUAUUUUCAAAGUUUUUUUUCCUUUUUGAAAAAAUAUAUGAUUGAAUCUGUUCUUGUUUUUGUUUGUUUGUUUUAAGCUGUGUGUUGAAGCUUAAAGGCCCAACACCCUAAAUCGCACUGUGCCUGCUUCUCAGAAGCAUUUAGCAUUCUGUGAUUUUUUUUUUGCCUUGAAUAGAAAUUGUCAUAAUUACACCGUUAGCCGAAAAAAAAAUCCUGAUUUCCUCACCACCAUGUAGAACUGAGGAAUAAUAAGUGAUGUGGACCUGGAGAUUGGGGUUAGUCAUGGUUUGUCUGCAUCUCUUACAUAUACUGCCUGGAUUUAUAAAAAUGAGUGUGUUGAAAAUAAUGUAUGGAUUACAGAUGACUGAUAGCAAUAAACAUCAAUUAUGCAGCUGCUGCUAA
Molecule: messenger RNA, 1782 nt
Organism: Clarias gariepinus (North African catfish)
Lineage: Eukaryota; Metazoa; Chordata; Actinopteri; Siluriformes; Clariidae
Gene: eif4e2
Product: eukaryotic translation initiation factor 4E family member 2
Exons: 8
Coding region: 138-848 (236 amino acids)
Biological process (GO): translational initiation
Cellular component (GO): cytoplasm; eukaryotic translation initiation factor 4F complex
Molecular function (GO): RNA 7-methylguanosine cap binding; translation initiation factor activity
Source: RefSeq, a predicted model, not a curated record